This is a messenger RNA of Dendronephthya gigantea, 6032 nucleotides long. RefSeq lists its product as uncharacterized. The transcript has 2 exons. The record is from RefSeq and is a predicted model, not a curated record. Lineage: Eukaryota; Metazoa; Cnidaria; Anthozoa; Malacalcyonacea; Nephtheidae. Bases 133 to 5694 code for a protein of 1853 amino acids.
GAUGAUGAUGAUGAUGAUGAUGAUGAUGAUGAUGAUGAUGAUGAUGAUGAUGAUGAUGAUGAUGAUGAAGAUAAUCAAGAUAGCGAUGAUAGCAAUAUCAUCGGUGCAGAGUUCCAUUUCGACUUUCCCACAAUGGUUGCGUUAUUCUGUUUAACAACGGUUCUUGGUUUUGUAAUUGGACAUGGUGUUGGAAUAGCAACUAGUCUUCUGGUGGUAAAAAAUCCGGGUCUCAAAGUUCCCGGUGAAAUGAGUCCAAACUCACCGACCACGGCUCCAUCGGAUGAGGAGAAUGACCAAAACGAAAGCUCCGAACUCGAAGGAAAAAUUCAGAAGUGGAAAUCUCUGUACCGCAACGAGAAACCUCAGGAUGGAAUAGACGGUGUGAAACUUUCCGGAAAUUUACCGGGCUUAAAGGAAGCACACAAGCAUUUGUCUUUGGAAAACUACAAGCUGAAGAAGGCAUACAACGAUAUUCAGAAACAACUCGAUCUAAUGAAGGUUAUGUCGUGGUAUCGCAGAGCGCAGGUCGAUAAACUAAGGAAGGAUGACAAAAUGAACAUGAGCUACGUGGUAGGGAUGUUAAAGAAAGAGUUGCAGUACUUGGAGGCCGUGUAUUUCAGAGAGAAACGUCUUGCAGAUUUGUGGAGAAACGAGAACGUGGAAAAGAAAGCGGAAAUCGUACCGAAUACUUGGAAAUAUUUCAAAGAUCGCUGGAGUAACAGACACAGAGAGGGAGACGAGGGCUCUAAAGAAGAUGUCUGCAUGGAUAGACAGGAUUGUGGCAGUAAAACCAGUACAGCUGAGGAUACGGCGGGUGUUUCUCACAGCGAGGAAACAGUAGAGAGUAUAGAGAAAUCAGAUGUUCCAAGUAAAGAAAGUGACGAAAACGUCGGUCAAACUAGUUUAAAACGCACAGAAAUUGAAGAAAGCAUUCGAAGUGAAGAAUCAAGCGAUGAUGUAGAAUCACAGGAACCGAAAGCGAAGGGAGAUUUUGCGAGUGCUGACGACACUUCGUCCUCAAAUGCGGAAGAUAUGCAACGCUCUGAACCGGCAGUCCACGCUGGAAAUCAAAAUCUUGAAGAAAAUCUAUUUUGGCGACAUCUGCGUUUGGCGAAGACAGUCCAAGAAGAGGAUAUCCAGAAUGACAAAACAGAAGAAGAUGACCCGAUCGGAGUGUCCUCCGAGAUGAUAGCGAGUGGCGACGAUACAUUGCGAAUGGACGACGAAAUACCAAAUAAAGGAUCUGAAAAAACAACAAGCCCUUCGGGGGUUUUGGCAGAGCGAGAAUCGGACUGGUCGUCUCUGGAAGUCCUGGAACAGAAUGGGGAAUUGAUAAUUGCGCACGAAAACAAGGACAGCAUAGAACAUGUUCUCUACGGCUUCUUUUACGACGGGUUCCGAGAGAUUGAAUUAAGUCCAGGAGGUAUAUUUGUUAUGUCAUUAAAAACAGAAUGUCUCAAGGUAAACAGCGGCUUCGAGGUGUCAGUGAUAAACAAUUCGCCAAAACCGGUAAAUUUCUUUGCAUUAUUACCCAACGGGAAGAUCACACGUCGCACGAUAGAUGGACAACUUAGGGUGACUUUUGUCGAACUUGGUGGGGAAGGUGGUGAAAGCGAUGCAAAACCAUUGACCUACGAAGCAGUUGUGUUAGAGAAUGGUAAACUGGAAGUGCGGGAACAGAAUAAAGGCAAAUCUGGGGAAGGAAAUACUGAUGAAUUGGAUAAAGGCUCAAAAAUUGAGGAAAACUCUGGUGAUUGUAAAUCAGAUGAACUGAAGAAUAAAAAUGGUGAAUUUGAGGAUGAACGUUUAAGUAAUGAAAAUCAAUCAAGUGAGGAAAAUCUGCACGAAGGCGAAUAUGAUGUUGGGGAAUUUGAAGAUAAAUAUCAGGGUGAAGUAAAUGAUGAUAAAUCUGGCGAAUACAAAACAGAGAAUAUACAUGCAAAUGAGGAAGAGACACAGAAGGAAGACGUAAAGGUACUUCAACCACAGCAAGAGGUCCCUCUAUGGACUCUUGUUCCAGGUGAAAGUCACGUGUUCGAUCAACACACUAGAAAAAUUUACCGGCACACAGUAUCAGCACAUCAAUACCCGAUCAGCAAUUAUGAAACACUUCUCACUCAAUUUCGUAGAAACGAGGAACAGAUCUAUUACAGAUUUCCACGAGAUACGAUCGUUGAGAAGUUCGUCGUCAAAGUCCAGGUGGUCAAAACGAAAGAAGAUGGAUCCAUAAGUACAGUCGAGGAUGACGAGGGAUCAGUUGGGGACAUUGCUAAAGGCAAUGAACCAUUACCGUACGACGAAGAUGUCUCGGAUAUCGUUGAACAGCUUUUGAAAAACCCGUGGAAGGAAGGGCAUAGAUCACCCAUUUUGUUGACCUACGAUGAAAAAACUGCGGCUGUCACGUCAGUUUACGUCAGUCUUUCGAAAGUUCAUCCCGAUGACGUCAUCUCCCAUGAAGUAUUGAAGAAUGGAAAGUUGGAAACAUUCGGGGAGAACAGAAAAUUCACAUCGUACCGUCUCCAUGGAAACGAACUCUUGCGAAUAGUACGAGAGGAUGAAGUUAAUCACGCAUCCAUCGGGACUGCAGAAACACCAGAACAAACGAACAGCGAGGAACAACGAAAUCUUGAGAAUGCAGAGGAGGAUUCCGCGGAUUCCCAGAAGGAAGAUGGAAAUUCCGGUAACUUUCACAAGGAGGAUAAGAGUUCCGAGAAUGGGAUGUCCAGUCAAGCUAACAACGUAGAUGUACAAGAAUUGAGCUCAAAUUAUUUCAUCCAGAAUGAUAGUAUAGAGGCCACACCUUUGGAGGACAAAGAAGAAGAAGAGAGUCAGAAAUGCGUUCUAAAGUUAAACGAAAGAAAAGUCAACGAAUAUUGGGGCUUCACUCUUCCACGUGGAGUGACGUAUAUUCGCGAAACUGUUGAACGCGUGAUGCCAACGCCGAAAUACAAGGCAGACGAUUUAGCCAAACUGAAUGUGUCCACAGACGACAUCGAGGAAUCUGUGUCGUAUCUUUAUUGCGAGGAUGGCAGCGUUCAGAAGACGUGGUCAAGGAGUGAAAGGGCUUCACGGAGUGGCGCACGUGAGGAUUCUGAGAAUGUCGAAAGUCGUGAAGACUCCGAAAAUGUGAAAAGUGAAAAUGGUGGCAGACAGGAAUUACACGAGAACUGGACUGACGAUGAUGAGUACGAUUACCACGAUGACGAACAUGAUGAUAUCAGCGAUGACUAUGAUUAUCAUGAACAUCAUGAUGAUAUCAAUAAUGUUAACAGUGAUGAUAUUGAUCAUGAUGGCAAAGAUGAUGAUUAUCAUGGUGAUGAAGAUGAUGAUGACGACGAUGAUGAUGACGACGAUGAUGAUGACGAUGAAGAUGGUGAUGAAGAUGGUGAUGAAGAUGGUGAUGAAGAUGGUGAUGAAGAUGGUGAUGAAGAUAAUGACGAAGAUGAAGAUGAAGGUGGUGAUGGUGAUGAAGAUGAUUAUGAAGAUGAUGAUGAAGAUGAUGACCGCGACACUUAUAGUGAUAAUCCCAACGAUUAUCGUGACAACUAUGAUCCGGAUAAGGUAACCAAUAAUCACAAUGAAAAUGAGUAUGAAGCGAAUGACCAUGAUCAUGAUAGUCCCAAUAAUCAGGACAGUGAUGGUAACGGUGACCGCGAUCAUGUUAGUGACAAAUUAAAUCCUGAACUUGAGCAACACAUCAAAGAAAAGACCAACGAAGAAUCAAAGUUAUCCAAAACCAAUGAAAACUCAAAUGAUUCAGAAGGCAAAUUGGAAAACGAGAAAUUGAAUUACGGCAUGUUCAUAUCACGAGAAUGGCAAAAUUUGAAGCUGCAACAACAACAAUUUGAAUACAGGAAAAAACAGCACCAGCUGAUGCAAAAACAGAUGAUGGAGGAAUGGAGUAGAAUGAAGGAGCAGUACAGAGAAUUUAAAAAACAUUUCAAGCAAAGCCAAAGAUCUGAAAGCGAAAUGGAAAUCGGUGGAUUAUGGAAUGACAUGAAGCAUCAGCAGACACAGUUCGAUGAUUUGAAGAAACACUUUGAGGAGGAAUUGAGAAAAAGUUUGCAAGAGGAAUUUGAGAAAUUGAAGAAAACACAAGCAGAGAUUGAGAUAAGAGAACGGGAAUCAAAGGAAGAUAACGGACUUCAGCCAGAAACAGUUGAUAAAGGAGAGGAUAUUUAUGAACAAUCGGGAACAAAUUGGGAAUCGGAACGUUAUGAAAAGGAUACCUUGAUCUCGGAAAAAGAAACCGCUCAAGACGAUCUUCGCCCUGAGGGGGAAGAUGAAGUAAAAACCGCAGCGUUGCAAAGUCCGGUUACUCAAGUUUAUCUUGGCCAAGAAGUCGAUGAAGGUUUUGUUGAAAGAAUUGAAAGUGAUGCCUGGGAGAUGCGUGAUUCAUAUGCAUAUCUUCAGAAUAUGGAAGAGAAUCUUCCACACGAAUUGCCAUACAUCCCUAAUACAGAAGAAAUUAAUGUUGAUAAAAAAUUGAGCGAAGAUUGGGAAUUGGGGUCGAUGACCUCAAACAAUGAUGAAGGAAAACAUAUUCAUGAAGAGAAUCCUCCAGAAGAACUACCCAGCCCUACGAGUCAUCUUGAUACACCUGGAGUAGAUGAUGGUGUUUUUAAGAUCCACGAAAUGCAGGAAAAGUUUAACGAAGAGAACGGUCUUGAUUUUCAACUGAUGACCGGAAAUGAUGGUGAGGCUGAAGAUGGAAACCAUGAUAGCCGUGACGGAGCUGGAGAUGCUGGCAGUGUUUUCAAUACUGUUGCAAGACAAAAUAUGGAUGAUGGCAUCCCCGAGGACUUGCUUGACCCUGUAAACAGUGACAAGACAUUGCCAAAGGAAGUCGAUGAGCCUGUUCUGGAAGCAAGAGAGAGUGAGCAACCAAAUUUUGACUCGAAAGACGUCUCAUCUCCCUCGGAAUGGGAGCUGCAAAUUCAAAAACUUCGUGAAGAGUUGGAUAGGUUAUACAAAGCAAAAACAUCCAGAAGAAACGAGCUGCAGUUAGUGAAAUCAGAGAUCGCAACAACCCAGGAGUUAUACACAACACCACAACCGAAAUGCUCACCAAAAUGUCCCCAAACCUCAAACCUUUCAGAAUGUCCACCCAAAUGCCCUGUAGCCACGGACGAUUCGACACAGAAUCACAGCCCAGGUUACAGCAAUGUUUUCCCGCCGAACCGUCAACCUUUGAAAAAACUAAAACUACGACCGUCUCCGAAGAGACCCGAGGAAGAAACGAAGGAAUCGUACGCGAAGAGGAAUGUUAAUGUUAAACCACCGUCAGAGAUGAAGACCAAUGACCAGAAUGAAAAUAAUGGUAAAAACCAAGCUUUUAGGGAUUUCAUCGAGGGUCAUUCGUAUCUCCAGCAACUCAAGCCUGUAGAAUAUGAUGAGAAAUUGCGUGGAGAGAGCCACAGCCUUUUGGCACCAGACGACAAAGUGGAUGAGGGAAAAAGGUAUAAAAGAAAAUACAAAAUGAAAAAAAAAGACAACGGAAAACUCACUGAAAAGUCGAAGAAGAAAAGAAAACAGGAGAGAUAUCUGAAGAAGAAAGUGUCAAAUGAUGGAUUGGGUGGAUCGGGUAAACACCAAAAGAAUAAACGAAAAGUAAAAAACGCGUUCCCACUCAGUCCAAAAUCAAAAAAGACCUCAGAAAAGAAACGGAAAUCGAAGAGUAAGAAAUACCAUUAGAAAUCUUGCAAUGUCAGCCUACAUUUUUUUAUUUUAUUUGGAUAUUCAAAAACACAAAAAAUAUACAUUAAGAAUUUUAAUUUAAAAUAAUCUUAGGGGAGAUAUUGUUGCGGGUUAGGGGAAUGUAUAUAGUGCGUAGUGCGCAUGCUCGAGCUUACCGAGAACGCUUCUUUAAAAAUAUUGCAAUUCAAAAUUUUGAGUUACUUUGAACUAGAAUUUCUGUAAUUUACGAUUUUUUUUAGGUACACAUACACAAUUGCACAAAUUUUCUUACGGACACAUUUCCAAAACUUGUAAAUACAUAUAUAUUCACUAAUUACAAAUAAUUAAACAUAUAA